UCCAACCUCGAAAUGGUUUCGGUGAAAAAUGAACGUUUUAUAGCAAUGCGAAAACGUCUCUGACGAUCAAAAAUGCGCAGAAUAAAAUGGAGAAAUCAGAUUGCUCAGAGGCGCGGCGCCGCGCGGAGCGGCACGUUUGCUAUUUGCUCAAGAGUUACGCAGACCUAGGCCUGUCGACAGAGGAGAUGCGUGCGGCGGUCUUGUCGCGCGACCCGCCACGUAAAAACAACAAAACGUGGCUUCUCGUAGCGGCCGUUACCGUGCUGCUUGCUUCCGUUUCGUACCAAUACAGUAUUCCUUCGCAAAUUUUCAACUAUGUGGUCGGAGUACGGUGCUUGAUCCCGAACAACUAUUUCGUGUGGGAGGCGACCAGGCCAGUCUCCGACUGCCACUUUUGCUCAAACGUGACGCGAGCCCUCGUCCUUCCCAACGUCACGCGCGAGGAGUUCGCCCCUUACGCGUACUCGUCAAAGCCCAUAGUCAUAAGGGGCGCUUUCCUCCAUUGGCCCGCAUUGAAAACUUUCGACUUGCAGUAUUUCAAAGCGUUGUACGCGUCCGUGCCCGAUUCCCACAGGAGCGUCGACGAAGAGUGCCAAUUUCUACAUUUUAAGUCGGAUUUUAUUUCGCUCAAGGACGUUUUUGACAUGAGUCAGAGCAGAGUCGACAAUCUGGAAGGCGAAAGAAGCUGGUACGUCGGCUGGGGCAAUUGUCAUCCCGAUAUCCUGGAGGAAAUGCGGACGCAAUACCCCAAGCCCCACUUCCUGCCGCUAGACGCCGAGCUCCCUUAUAAAGACUACGUCUUCAUGGGCUACGACGAUGGGGCGACGAUGCACCUCGAUUAUAUCAAUCGCCUGAUGUGGCAAGCCCAGCUCAGGGGCUCGAAACGUUGGAAGCUGCUGCCGCCGCCCGAGUGUCAAAGCGUCUGCGAAGGAGUGGAGUUCACCGUGGUUCCCGGUGACGCAGUUUUGGUGGACACCAGGGUGUGGUACCACUCCACGAAGAUAGCGCCGGGCGAAUUCAGCCUCUCGGUGCAGUCCGAAUACGGUUAGUCAGUGCCAGUAUAAAGUUUAUCUCCUUAUCCCCGUAGCCAAAGUUUUUUGUAUCUAAUUUUUUAUUCUAGUCCUUAAGGUAUAUUUCCUAUACUAUAUAAUUUUAUUUACAUUUUUACUGUGCGUUAGUGGUUUUUCUUAAGUUACCGUCUAGAAUUUAGUGCCAUUUUUUCUGCCAACAUGCCAAAUCGUUUUGUUUUUGUAGUUACCAAAUAAACCUGUUUGAUACUUUAUUCUGCGUUUUUUUUGUUG
Molecule: messenger RNA, 1301 nt
Organism: Cylas formicarius (sweet potato weevil)
Lineage: Eukaryota; Metazoa; Arthropoda; Insecta; Coleoptera; Brentidae
Exons: 4
Coding region: 87-1049 (320 amino acids)
Source: RefSeq, a predicted model, not a curated record